Molecule: messenger RNA, 669 nt
Organism: Nerophis lumbriciformis (worm pipefish)
Lineage: Eukaryota; Metazoa; Chordata; Actinopteri; Syngnathiformes; Syngnathidae
Source: RefSeq, a predicted model, not a curated record
AUGUGCCACGUGAUCGUAACAUGCCGCUCUAUGCUCUGGACGCUGCUCAGUAUUCUGGUGGCCUUCGCUGAGCUCAUCGCCUUCAUGAGCCCCGACUGGCUGCUGGGAUUCCCUCGCUCUGAUUCCAGCGUGUCCCGGGACGGCGUCGACUCUGGGGAAUACCGGCCCUCUCUGGGCCUCUACGCCCGCUGCCUUCGCCUGGGCAACAGGGGGGGAGGGGUGAGCUGCGGGCCCUAUGCCGGGACCUUCGCUGAGGUGGCCAGCGGCUUCUGGCGGGCGGCCCUAUUGUUUCUGGCCGCGGGGAUACUGGUGCUCGGAGUAGUGGCCUGCGUCUCCGUCUUCAGCAUGUGCUUCCAGAGCAUCCUGAGGAAAAGCAUUUUUAACAUUUGCGGCCUGAUGCAGGCCAUCGCGGGCCUGCUGCUCCUUGUGGGCCUCAUGCUCUACCCCGCCGGUUGGGGUUCUGAGAAGGUGAUCAGCUACUGCGGGGCCGAGGCUUCGCCCUUCAGGCCGGCUCUUUGCUCCCUCGGCUGGGCGUUCUACGCAGCCAUCGGGGGAACCCUGGCGACAUUUCUGUGCGCCGUUUUGUCCGCCCAGGCAGAGAUCGCCACCUCUAGUGACAAAGUGCAGGAGGAGAUAGAGGAAGGCAAGAGUCUCAUCUGCGUGCUUUGA